CCGUUCCAUCCAUCAAUCAGUCAGCCCUGCCAUCAGGAGGCUUAAAGGGGGCCGGUGCAAUUUAUUAAUAUACCAUCCCCAACUCUUCGUGUUCUCCCCGCGCAUCCUUGCCCCAUCCAUUCUUCAUCUUCUCGACUGUCUUUAAUCUUUCUUUCGUAUCUACUUUCCAUUUCCGGGCGGGUUUCUUAUUGAUAUACCGAUUGGGUUUCCAGUCGCGUGUGAUUGGCGAGUCCACCCGCCAUGGCAUCGACCUCGACGCCUCAAGCCACUCUGCGCCAGCGGAACGUCGGCGCCUCGACUAAGAAAACCAAGGAUGGAGUCUCUUCGGACGUCGAGCUUGACAAGCUCGUAAAAGCAGCCACCGCCAAGUCCUCCACAGGCACCCAGCGCGACUUCACGGCCGUCUUUAUUAUCAUUACAGCAUUGGCCUUCGUCACCCGGUUCUGGGGCAUUAGCCAUCCCAAUGAGGUUGUCUUCGAUGAAGUCCACUUCGGCAAGUUCGCCUCGUACUAUCUCGAGAAAACCUACUUCUUCGAUGUCCACCCUCCGUUUGGCAAGCUCCUCUUCGCUUUUAUGGGCUGGCUCGUAGGCUACGAUGGCCACUUCCACUUCGAGAACAUCGGCGACUCCUACAUUGUGAAUAAGGUCCCUUAUGUCGCCUUCCGCUCUCUGCCCGCCAUUCUCGGCGCCCUGACCGUCUCCGUCACAUACCUGAUCAUGUGGGAGUCCGGCUACAGCCUCCCGGCUUGCAUUGUUGCCGCUGGCCUGGUCCUCCUCGACAACGCCCACAUUGGCCAGACGCGCCUGAUCCUGCUCGAUGCCACCCUCGUCUUCGCCAUGGCCUGCAGCUUGCUCUGCUACAUCAAGUUCUACAAGCUGCGCCACGAAGCGUUCUCGAGAAAGUGGUGGAAGUGGCUGAUCCUGACCGGCUUCGCCCUGUCGUGCGACAUCUCUACCAAAUACGUCGGUCUGUUCGCCUUCAUCACCAUCGGCUCUGCUGUCGUCAUCGACCUCUGGGACUUGCUGGAUAUCAGGAGACCUGGCGGUGCUCUGAGCCUGCCGGACUUUGGCAAGCAUUUCGCUGCCCGUGCCUUUGGCUUGAUCAUCAUGCCCUUCCUCUUCUACCUUUUCUGGUUCCAGGUCCACUUCUCCAUCCUCACACGCUCCGGCCCUGGCGAUGAUUUCAUGACCCCCGAAUUCCAGGAGACGCUCAGCAACAAUGUUAUGCUCCAAAACUCCAUCACCAUUGACUUCUACGACACCAUCACCCUCAAGCACAAGGAAACCAAGGCGUACCUCCACAGCCACGCGGAUCGCUACCCCCUGAGGUAUGACGACGGCCGUGUCUCUAGCCAGGGCCAACAAGUGACGGGUUAUCCUUUCAACGACACCAACAACCACUGGCAGGUUCUCCCCGCUGGUGCCGAUGACCAAAAGUUGGGCCGCCAUGUCAAGAACCACGACCUCGUCAGGCUUCGCCACCUGGUGACCGACACCAUUCUGCUCUCCCACGACGUCGCCUCUCCGUACUACCCCACCAACCAGGAGUUCACCACCAUCUCGAUCGCAGACGCCUACGGUGACCGUGCCGCCGACACUCUGUUUGAGAUUCGCAUUGAGCACGGCAAACCCAACCAAGAGUUCAAGAGCGUUUCCAGCCACUUCAAGCUCAUCCACAACCCCAGCAAAGUGGCCAUGUGGACUCACACCAAGCCGCUCCCUGAGUGGGGACACAAGCAACAGGAGAUCAACGGAAACAAGCAGAUUGCUCCGAGCUCUAACGUCUGGCUCGUUGAUGACAUUCCAUCCAUUCCGGAUGAUGACAAGCGCCGCGAGAAGGUGGAGAAGAAGGUCAAAUCUCUCCCCUUCCUGCGAAAAUGGUUUGAGCUGCAGCGAUCCAUGUUCUGGCACAACAACCAGUUGACCGCCAGCCACCCCUACGCAUCGCUGCCCUUCCAGUGGCCCUUCCUGCUCCGCGGUGUCAGCUUCUGGACCCAGAACGACACCCGCCAGCAGAUCUACUUCCUCGGCAACCCCAUUGGUUGGUGGAUUGCCAGCAGCGUGUUGGCUAUCUAUGCCGGCAUUGUCCUCGCGGAUCAGUUCUCGCUGCGCCGCGGCAUUGACGCCCUGGAUCACCGCUCUCGUUCCCGCUUGUACAACUCAACCGGCUUCUUCUUCCUCGCCUGGGCCACCCACUACUUCCCCUUCUAUGUCAUGGGCCGCCAGCUAUUCCUGCACCACUACCUCCCCGCCCACCUAGCCUCGGCCCUCGUCACGGGUGCCAUAGUCGAGUUUGUCUUCAGCCAGGACUCUGUCGAGCACGAGGUGGCUUACCAGGCCGCCAAGGCCGGCAAGAGCACUGGCGCGCGCAAGCACCAUCUCACCGCGCGCGAGCGGUUCGCCGGCCAGAGCAUGCUGCCUUCGUGGAUCGCCACUAUUGUCAUCCUUAUCGUUGUCGCCGCCAGCUGGUACUUCUUCCUGCCGCUGACCUACGGCUUCCCCGGUUUGUCGGUCGACCAAGUUUUGAGGAGGAAGUGGCUGGGCUAUGACCUGCACUUCGCGAAAUAGGACAGCGCGACUUGAUAUGGGAUGAGCCUGGGUAUUUUGUAGCAACGAAGACCAGUGUAAGAUUUCGAGAGAUGGGUGAAAAAUACCACAAGUUGUAACCACCUAGUCUUGUUUUAAAAGCGUCCUGGGUAGCGAGUCAAGAGAGUUACGGGAACCCUCCGGCCACAAAAUGAUACAUCCACGAUAGACAAUGAGAUCAGAGCACUCUCGUCGAG
Molecule: messenger RNA, 2783 nt
Organism: Chaetomium fimeti
Lineage: Eukaryota; Fungi; Ascomycota; Sordariomycetes; Sordariales; Chaetomiaceae
Product: Dolichyl-phosphate-mannose-protein mannosyltransferase-domain-containing protein
Exons: 4
Coding region: 241-2568 (775 amino acids)
Biological process (GO): protein O-linked glycosylation via mannose
Cellular component (GO): endoplasmic reticulum; membrane
Molecular function (GO): dolichyl-phosphate-mannose-protein mannosyltransferase activity
Source: RefSeq, a predicted model, not a curated record